CUGCUAUCGCUUCUAACGAACGCUAGGAUUGGCUGCCGUGGAGCUGUCUGCAAAAGGCGGCAUCAGGCAAAAACCGCACUCUUGGCGCCCUGGGACCGGCCGCCGCCGCUCUGCCUUUUUGUGAUGGAAGCAUCCUUGAACGCUUAUCAAGAUGAACAACCUCCUUUGCAGGCUGAAAAUUUCUGUAGGAGACAUGAAAAGAACAGCAAGUUGUCAGGAGUAAAAAUAGAUAUUGAAAAACUUUAUGAAGCAGUGCCACAGCUUGUAAAUGUGUUCAAAAUUAAGGAAAAAAUUGGAGAAGGUACUUUUAGUUCAGUUUAUUUGGCCACAGCCCAGCUACAAGCAGGAUGUGAGGAAAAAAUGGCAUUGAAACACCUAAUUCCAACUAGUCAUCCUCUACGAAUUGCUGCUGAACUUCAGUGCCUUACAAUAGCAGGGGGGCAGGAUAACGUUAUGGGAGUUAAAUAUUGCUUUAGAAAAAAUGAUCAUGUAGUUAUCGUUAUGCCAUAUCUGGAACAUGAAUCCUUUUUGGACGUUUUGAACUCUCUCUCAUUUGAAGAAGUACGAGAAUAUAUGUUUAAUCUGUUUAAAGCAUUGAGGCGCAUUCAUCACUUUGGUAUUGUUCACCGUGAUGUCAAGCCCAGUAACUUCCUGUACAACAGGCGGCUGAAAGAGUAUGCCCUAGUAGAUUUUGGUUUGGCACAAGGAACCCCCGAUACGAAAAUAGAACUACUCAGAGUUGUCCAGUCUGAAAGCCAGCAGGAGGGGUCUGUGCACCAUUCUGUCCAACGCUCUGUCUUUGGGGAGAGAAAUUUUAAUAUCCAUAGCUCCACAUACCAGGAGAGCCCCACAAUAAAACUCAUAAAGCAAUCAAAGGUGAUGGAUGUCGCAUCUAGAAAAUUAGCAACAAAGAAGAAGAUUAUUUCUACAAAAGCAGUGAACAAUGGUAUAGCCAGGAAAGCUGCCAACAGUUGCCCAGCUAUCUUGACCUGUGACUGUUAUGCAACAGAUAGAGUUUGCAGUGUUUGCCUUUCAAGACGUCAGCAAGUUGCUCCUAGGGCAGGUACACCAGGAUUCAGAGCACCAGAGGUGUUAACUAAGUGCCCUACUCAGACUACAGCAAUUGAUAUGUGGUCUGCAGGAAUCAUAUUCCUUUCUUUGCUCAGUGGACGGUAUCCAUUUUACAAAGCAAGUGAUGAUUUAACUGCUUUGGCACAAAUCAUGACUAUUCGUGGAUCCAGAGAAACUAUUCAGGCGGCUAAAACGUUUGGCAAAUCAAUACUGUGUACUAAAGAGGUCCCAGCACAGGAUUUAAGAACACUCUGUGAAAGACUGAGAGGAACAAAUAGCAGCUGUACUAAAACAAGUGAUGUGCACACCAACUCUUUUUAUGAACCUGCUUUGGCAAUUGACACAGACAAAAAGGUAGAGUUUGCUCCCCAACCACCAAGGGAAAAAAUCCAGGGUCUGAAGAACUGUCAUGAAGGUAACAAUGGCUUGGAAAUUAAGAUAACAGAAAAGGCAACUGAUUUGAAAGGAUGGGACAGAGUUCCUGAUGAGGCUUAUGAUCUACUUGAUAAGCUACUGGAUCUAAACCCGGCUACAAGAAUAACUGCAAAAGAGGCUUUGCUGCAUCAUUUUUUUAAAGAUAUCAGACAGUGAGAAGACACCUGAUUCCAUUAUUUCCUUGAUCUGUGCUUCACAUGAAAAUAUCGUACAGUAUUAGUUGAAUUUCAGAUGUUCACUUUGAGUUUAUCUUCAUGGCAUGUAGUGAUCUGCUUUUCUUGUACUGUGUGGAAGAGGUUUCUGAAAAAUUACCAGAAAUGUUUCUGGUGGAGGAAGGUUGGCAUCAUGGAUUGGAAGUAGAAUAUGGAGCAUUUCACCUUUUUUAAAAAUCACAAUUUCAAGUCCAUUUCUUGUUACUAGCGAUAGAAACAUCUUCUGAUGGCUGUUCAGUGGCCUAUGUGAAGUGAAUUUAUGGUUGUAGUCCAACUGUGGAAGACAAGUGUUCACAUUACCAAAACCCUUCCUUGCUGACAGAUACCAAAUACUGAAUAAGCAAGACAAGUGACAUACUUCCUUCCGCCCCACCCUCAGGUUAUUGCUGAAGCUCAUUGCUGAGGUGUGGGAAAAGUAGCUGUCUGUGCUGUACCUGUUCUAUGAGGAAAAGAAGGACUUAGUCUAAGGCUGUCAAGUCAACUUAGUGCUUGUGAAAUUUAUUAUUUGUUUUAAAUCUUCUAGUAAAACUUAAAAUCUUUCCUAUAAAAUAUAAUACACAAAUGUA
Molecule: messenger RNA, 2284 nt
Organism: Mauremys reevesii (Reeves's turtle)
Lineage: Eukaryota; Metazoa; Chordata; Testudines; Geoemydidae
Gene: CDC7
Product: cell division cycle 7
Exons: 12
Coding region: 124-1662 (512 amino acids)
Biological process (GO): protein phosphorylation; mitotic DNA damage checkpoint signaling
Cellular component (GO): nucleus
Molecular function (GO): protein serine/threonine kinase activity; ATP binding
Source: RefSeq, a predicted model, not a curated record